Danio aesculapii is the source of this 4632-nucleotide messenger RNA. RefSeq names its product protein phosphatase 3, catalytic subunit, gamma isozyme, a (gene ppp3cca). NCBI's taxonomy places the organism in Eukaryota, Metazoa, Chordata, Actinopteri, Cypriniformes, Danionidae. The record is from RefSeq and is a predicted model, not a curated record. Gene Ontology annotation, biological process: calcineurin-mediated signaling. The coding region runs from base 713 to 2239 and encodes 508 amino acids. The transcript is spliced from 14 exons. Gene Ontology annotation, cellular component: calcineurin complex; cytoplasm. Gene Ontology annotation, molecular function: calmodulin binding; calmodulin-dependent protein phosphatase activity.
AAUCCGUUUGAGGUUUAGAGAUUAGCGUUUAAUCUGAGGAGCUGGGAACGAGAGUGUGAUUGGAAGUUACUGCUAGCCAUAUGGUUAGCUCGAGUGGGCGGGUAGAUCGCGCAAUCGCUGUUGUCAGACGACAGGACAUAUGUUUAUUAAGACAAUUCGGCGCGGUUCGGCACGUUAUUAUUAUUAUGCCGAACUGACUCACGAGUGUGUGGCUAAACUGGCGAGUUGACGUUCUGACUCCGAAAAGUGGAAAAUCGGAUUAACGUUCAAGAUUGCGCACCAAACCCUAAUCAUCUUGUGUCGGUGGCUCCCGUUGCUUCGAGCUCAAGCUAUCUCAUCGAGGACGGUUUGCAGCUAAUAGACAGUUUAAUGUCAGCAGGGAAACACCGGACUCGAUUCUACUAGUUUAUCCGCGCACGACGGUGAUUGUGUUUCUGUCAGCGAGGGGGGAAAGCGAUCGAGUCGGUGUCUGCUGGCGAUGUUAUUAUGCUGCCCUGUGAUUCGUGUGCCCAACUGUUGUUCAGUGUUGACUAAAUUAGCCGUGUUAGCGUGUUAAACUGGUUCUUCGGUGUGAAUUUUGAGCAGUUUUUCAGACUCCUCCGAGUCGCUGGCCACUUCGCGAUCUCUCUCCUCGCUCUGACUGGCAGCAGCAAACACGGAGGAUAUCUUUACUCGUUUGCUGGCUAAUAAAUCCUGACUGAACUCUGAGAAGAUGUCGACGAAAGAGCCGAAAGAAAAGCUGUCGACCACCGAGCGAAUCAUUAAAACAGUGCCACUGCCUCCUCACCAGCGGCUGACAAUAAAAGACCUAUAUGUGGACGGCAAGCCCAAUACUGAGCUGCUGAAGAACCAUUUGAUCAAAGAGGGACGUGUGGAGGAGGAUGCUGCGCUGCGCAUCAUAAACGACGGUGCCAACAUCCUACGGCAGGAGAAGUGCAUGUUAGAGGUGGAGGCACCAAUUACUGUGUGUGGUGAUGUUCAUGGGCAGUUUUUUGACCUCAUGAAGCUCUUCGAAGUUGGUGGUUCUCCCGACAACACACGCUAUCUGUUUCUGGGCGAUUAUGUAGACAGGGGAUACUUCAGUAUUGAGUGUGUGCUGUUCCUGUGGACACUGAAGAUCAACCACCCCAACACCCUCUUCCUUCUCAGAGGGAACCACGAGUGUCGGCACCUCACAGAAUACUUCACCUUUAAACAGGAAUGUAAAAUAAAGUAUUCAGAGAGGGUUUAUGACGCAUGUAUGGAGGCCUUUGACUGCUUGCCUCUUGCAGCUCUUCUAAAUCAGCAGUUCCUCUGUGUUCACGGUGGUCUCUCGCCAGAAAUCAACUGCUUAGACGACAUUAGGAAAUUAGACAGGUUUAAAGAGCCCCCGGCAUUUGGGCCUAUGUGUGAUUUGAUCUGGGCUGACCCGGGAGAGGACUACGGCAGUGAGAAGACGGCAGAGCACUUUAACCACAACUCCGUCAGAGGCUGCUCCUAUUUCUUCAGUUAUGCAGCUGUCUGUGACUUUUUGACAAACAAUAACCUGUUGUCAGUAAUUAGAGCGCAUGAAGCACAAGAUGCAGGGUACAGGAUGUACAGAAAAAGUCAGACAACAGGCUUCCCUUCAUUAAUUACUAUUUUCUCAGCACCAAAUUACCUAGAUGUCUAUAACAACAAAGCGGCUGUGUUAAAAUACGAAAACAACGUCAUGAACAUUAGACAGUUCAACUGCUCUCCUCACCCGUACUGGUUGCCCAACUUCAUGGACGUGUUUACGUGGUCAUUACCAUUUGUGGGCGAGAAAGUGACUGAGAUGUUGGUGAAUGUCCUGAAUAUCUGUUCUGAUGAUGAACUCAUGUCAGAGGGAGAUGACUUGUGUGAAGGUGGAGCUCCAGCUGUUCGUAAGGAGGUGAUCAGAAAUAAGAUCCGUGCUAUUGGGAAAAUGGCUAGAGUCUUUUCUGUGCUCAGGGAAGAAAGUGAGAGUGUACUGACCCUCAAAGGGCUCACCCCAACCGGAACGCUACCUCUAGGAGUGCUGUCUGGAGGCAAGCAGACCCUACAGAAUGCCACCAUAGAAGCAAAGGAGGGUCGAGCCAUCCAAGGCUUCUCCCCAACACGGAAAAUCCGCAACUUCGAAGAAGCUCGUGGCCUGGACCGAAUAAACGAACGAAUGCCGCCUCGGAAGGACGGCCAGAAACCUGACGGUACCACAGUUAACGCUGCCAACGAGAAGAACGGCACUGACGGGAACGUGUAAGGGGAGAUUUUGCACUUUUCCUCUCCUCCAUAUAGGAUUUUCUCUUUUUCUGCCACGUUCUCCAUGAGACAGACCCUUCAACUGCCAGAUCCUGCAGGGGAGAUGUGGCCUGGGAUGUGGAGAGGAAUCAUUCCACAAUCAGAGAGAGAGAAAGAGAGAAAACACUUAUAACUAAGUACAAACAUGAGAUUUUAUUUAUUAAAUGAAGCGUAUUAGAUGUACUUGAGAUAGCAACAUUUUAAAAACGAGUGAACAUUGGAAGUACAAAACAAACAAACAAAAAAAAAAAAACAAAACAAAAAAAAAAAAAAAUCAGGAAUACAGUCACAACGUGUCAACCUUUAAACCGCAACUACAGUUCAUAACUUGAGAAUGGAGUUUAAGAUGCUUUGAAAUCUAGUUAAUCCCAGUUUUUUAUUAUUAUAUGUCAUGAUGUAUUUGGCAAGGGAUGGUUUGGUUGAAUAUAUUGAUGCAUGUUUAUCAAUAAAUAUGUCUGUAAGGGAUUUAUUAACGCAGAACAAACCUAAGGGAAAGGCGUUAUAUUGCAAGUUCAAUUGAAACUAUUUUAUAUCUAUAAAAUAAGUAAAACUCUUUUAAUAUUACUGUUUCGAGCAAAAUUCUGACUAAAUAAUAGCUGCUUCCGUGGUUUUUUGUUUCUUUAUAGCAUUUAUAAAUGUCUUUUUUUUUUUUAAAUACAGCACUCGAGUCUUGCCAGAUGUAAGUAGCCAUAACAUUGAUCUUAAAUAGAAGUUGUUUGAUUCUAUUUGUGAGUGGGGAAAAGACUAAAAAGCAAAGCAAGUCUUAUGAAAUCACUGUCACAAUCACAUAACGUAACUUCUGCAUCUCUUUUGGAAGUUAUUUUUGGUUUUUCAGAGCUGUCAUUUGACAAGCCUUCAAGACGAGACUCGUUUCCCUCAAUUCGUUUUUGCCUGUUUCUUAAAAUGUUAGAUGAGAUUGGCAUGCAAACAAACUGUUUUAUUUGUUAAUAUCUAUAUAUACAGUUGAAUCUGUUAGUAUGCCUAUAAGCUCAUGUACACAUGUAACAGCCAAUGUGGGAUGUGUGAAGUUGCUUUGAUUGACUUAAAAGCCAAAGUCUUCUCUUUUUUUGUGCUGUGAUAAGUUAACUGCCAGAGCUCUAACCGACCCCAUUUUAGGAUAUGGCGGGAAGGUAAUGGGGAAAAUAAUUGCACUAAAUGCAAGUGGUUGUAAAUAGAGAACACCUAAUACAUAAAGCCGAAGCAGGAAGUCUUAUUUCUUUAAAGAAUGUUCUCCAGACUGUCACUUACUGCAAGUAUUCAACUUUCACUGAGAAAAUGCUCGUACAGAUUAUCAAUUUCAUCUGGUUUGCGCUUGAGACGUUAACAAAGCAUGCCGAGUUUGAUAAAUGUGUUUGAGCUGUAACACUACGUGAGGUAUUGUGGAAGGGAUUUCUUUCUCUUUUUUUGUGGCUGCUGCUUGUUUAGAGGAAGUUGUGGUUUGUCUCCACCUAAUGUCGAGAAACAGAAUUUCAAGAGAUUAUUAAGAAACAACAUUUCAAUUCGAUUUUUUUUUGUUGAUUUUUAACUAGAGCAGCAGGUAUAGUCAUGAUGUUGAAUGUCUGACGCUAUGCACACGAGCAACCCGCCACAUUUAUCAGGUCAUUUGUGAGGAAGCAUUUGAAAAUUUUGUAAAAUGUGUUUUAUUUUGACUUUUUGUUUUUAAUACAAGAGCGGUUCUUUUUAUGAGACUCAUUUUACAGCACUAUUACAGUUCUAAAGCAUUCAAAUCUAAUAAAAUGGCCAAUAUGUUGUGCUCAUCUUUAGGUGUAUGAAUUCACAGCUUUUAACAGAAAUAAAUAUGUGAUUCCAGUGCAAGCUUUUGACAUACAGCAUUUCCUAAAGUGUGUGUGCGCGUGUGUUUUGCAGGAUUAAAUCAGUGCAGUAUGUCUGUGGAAGGGAAAAUUCGCUACAUUUAUUUGCAUGUAUUUCAACUGAUUCCAGUGAGCGGACUGAAAUGAAGCAGCUGAGCUGGGAUCAGUUUUACGGUUUUCCUUGAAUGGUUUAACAGGGUGUGGCCUGCUCGUUGUAUAAUGGCAACCUUAAGUUCUAGAGGAGGGAAGGGGAAGUUUGAAUCUCUUAAGUUUCUGUUUUGCAUUCAGCCUGAGUGUUAAAGAGCUGAAAUGUUGAGUAUUAGGCCUUCGCAGGCUCAGAGACUCAAUUAAGUCCCUGGCACACAUCUGUGGGAAUGUAUAGAGAUGUUGUUUAUGCACAUUUAUAGCAUAAUUAUAAUUACAAUAUGGGGAUUUCAUUGAACAAUCCCUUCGUCAAGUACUUGUAAUGCGAGGCCACCAUAAAUUCUUGAUAUUCUGUAGAUGUAUCAGUUAAGAAGACAAAUAAAAACUGAAAUACUGUCGA